Messenger RNA from Cotesia congregata, 480 nucleotides. Lineage: Eukaryota; Metazoa; Arthropoda; Insecta; Hymenoptera; Braconidae. The record is from the annotation of a GenBank genome assembly.
AUGCAAAUUUGCGCGCAAAUAGUUGCAUGGGCAUGGGACUACUUAAUGAUAGGCAGAACUCCGUACUCUGUUCAGAAUCCAAUCCAAUUACACGUGACUGAUGAUAAAAAAAAACCGGAGGUCUCGGAUGGAGGUAAAGACAUGAUGAAGGAUACUUCAGCUACGACAGCAACCAACACCGCUACAAAGGAAACUAGUGAAGUGGAUAGAGGGAAAAAUAAAAAAGACAUGGGUCCCUGGCGACUUCCAACCCCGACCUCGAUGAUAUCGAGCCAAGGAAAUCCGUUGACUCCCAUCAGCUCUCCUCAAUAUUUAUCUCCCAACGUGUUCCAAGGGCGCAACUCCCUUUGUUCCGUCCAUGACUACAAUCUCAGAAGAAGAAGGCCGAUGACUCUGAAGAUUGGACCCAGACUAGUUCCUCACAAAAGCACCUCAGCACCAACGAGCACCACGGACGGCGAGUGGCCAGCACAUAGGUGA